Messenger RNA from Penicillium cataractarum, 3141 nucleotides. It is a transcript of the gene tif32, whose product is annotated as putative eukaryotic translation initiation factor 3 subunit EifCa. NCBI's taxonomy places the organism in Eukaryota, Fungi, Ascomycota, Eurotiomycetes, Eurotiales, Aspergillaceae. Gene Ontology annotation, molecular function: translation initiation factor activity; mRNA binding. Gene Ontology annotation, cellular component: multi-eIF complex; eukaryotic translation initiation factor 3 complex, eIF3m; eukaryotic translation initiation factor 3 complex, eIF3e. The record is from RefSeq and is a predicted model, not a curated record. Gene Ontology annotation, biological process: formation of cytoplasmic translation initiation complex; translation reinitiation. The coding region runs from base 1 to 3141 and encodes 1046 amino acids. The transcript is spliced from 4 exons.
AUGCCUCCACCACCUCACAUCAAGCCUGAGAAUGUUCUCAAGAGGGCUCAGGAACUUAUCGCCGUCGGCCAGGCGCCCGCCGCCCUGACCGUCCUUCACGAACAUGUCACCUCGAAGCGCACCCGCAGCAGCCCCAUCGCGUCGCUCGAGCCGGUGAUGCUGCUCUUCGUUGAGCUUUGUGUCGACCUGCGCAAGGGAAAGGCCGCCAAGGAUGGCCUAUACCAGUACAAGAACAUCGCCCAGAACACCAACGUCGGCACCAUCGAGGUCGUCCUCAAGAAGUUCAUCGAGCUCGCCGAACAGAAGGUCACCGAGGCCCAGGCCAAGGCCGACGAGAUCCAGUCCUCCCUCGAGUCCGCUCCCUCCUCCUCCAACGUUGAGGAUCUGGAGGCCAUCGAGACCCCCGAGACCAUCCUGCUGGCCACCGUCUCCGGUGAGCAGUCCCGUGACCGCACCGACCGCGCCGUCGUCACUCCCUGGCUCAAGUUCCUGUGGGAGACCUACCGUACCGUCCUCGAGAUCCUCAAGAACAAUGCCCGUCUCGAGAUUAUGUACCAGGCCACCGCCCUGCAGGCCUUCCAGUUCUGUCUCAAGUACACCCGCAAGACCGAGUUCCGCCGUCUUUGCGAGCUGCUCCGCAACCACGUUCAGAAUGCCGCCAAGUACUCUACCCAGAUGCACGCCAUUAACCUGAGCGACCCGGAUACCCUGCAGCGCCACCUGGACACCCGUUUCCAGCAGUUGAACGUCGCUGUUGAGCUGGAGCUCUGGCAGGAGGCCUUCCGCAGCAUUGAGGACAUUCACACCCUGCUGAACCUGAGCAAGCGCCCGGCCAAGAACGUCAUGAUGGCCAACUACUACGAGAAGCUGGCCCGCAUCUUCCUCGUCAGCGAGAACUAUCUCUUCCACGCUGCGGCCUGGAACCAGCACCAAGAAGGAGAACCCCCCGUCACCGAGGCCGACAUGACCAAGGCCGCUUCUUUCGUCCUUCUUUCUGCUCUCUCCAUCCCCGUGAUCAGCACUACCCGCUCUCGCGGUGCUUUGGUCGACGUUGAUGAGGCCCGCAAGAACAAGAACACCCGCCUGACUAACCUGUUGGGUAUGGCCCAGCCUCCCUCCCGCCAGGUUCUGUUCCGCGAUGCUCUCAACAAGGGUCUCCUCAAGCGUGUUCGCCCCGAGAUCCGCGAUCUGUACAACAUCCUCGAGGUCGACUUCCACCCGCUCUCAAUCUGCAAGAAGAUCACCCCCAUCCUGAAGAAGAUCGGUGCCGACCCCGAGAUGGAGAAGUACGUUGUGCCUCUGCAGCAGGUCAUCCUGACCCGCCUGUUCCAGCAGCUGUCGCAGGUCUACGAGUCCGUUGAGCUCAAGUUCGUCUACGAGCUUGCCCAGUUCCCCGACCCCUUCCAGAUCACCCCCGCCAUGAUCGAGAAGUUCAUCAUGAACGGCUGCAAGAAGGGCGACCUGGCCAUCCGUGUUGACCACAUCUCUGGUGUUCUGACCUUCGACUCGGAUGUCUUCUCUUCCUCUAAGGCCAUGCACGCUGGCAGCGCUGCCGGCUCCGCCGAGAGCGAGAUUGGCUCCGUCCAGCGUCUCCAGCACACCCCUGCUGAGAUUGCUCGCUUCCAGCUCGCCCGUCUGGCCAAGACUCUCCACGUUACUUGCAUGUACGUGGACCCCUCCUACAACGAGGCUCGUCUCCAGGCCAAGCAGACCGCUCAGGCCCGUGCUCUGGCUGGUGCCGCUCAGGAGCACGAGGAGACUCUGGCUCGUCGUGUCAUCAUCGACAAGAAGAAGGAGGCUGCUACCGAUGCUCUCAACCGCAAGCAGCGUGAGGAGGAGACUCGCAAGCGUCUCCGCACCCAGCAGCUCCAGGAGGCUGAGAAGCAGCGUCUUGCUGACGAGCAGCGUGAGCGUGAGCUCAAGCGCGUCAAGGAUGAGCAAGACCGCAUUCGUGCUGAGGAGCUCAAGAAGCAGCUUGAGGAGCUCAAGACCGGCGUUAAGGGUCUUGACAUUAGCGAGUUCGAUCCCGAGGAGCUGGAUGCCAACCGCCUGCGUGCCAUCAAGCUGGCUCACCUCGAGAAGGAGAAGAACGAGCUCAACGACCGCGUGCGCACCACUGCCAAGCGCAUUGACCACUUGGAGCGUGCCUUCCGUCGCGAGGAGGCCAAGCACGUCCCCACCGAUUACGAGGCCCAGAAGAAGCAAGACUUGGAGCUCUACGAGGCCCAGAAGGCCGAGACUCUCAAGGAGGCCAAGCAGAAGCACGCCGAGGCCGUUGCCCUCAAGCACCGUCUGGGUCGUCUCGUGCCCCAGUUCUCCAGCUUCCGCAAGGAGCUGUCCGAGAAGCGCCACGAGGAGUUCGAGAAGCGCCGCAAGGCCGCCGAGCGCGAAUUCGAGGCCAAGAAGAAGCAGCGUGUCAAGGAGGUGCAGGAGCGCCGUCGUCGCGAGAAGCAGGAGCGCGAGGAGGAGGAGCGCCGUCGCAAGGAGGAGGAAGAGCGUGCCGCUCGCGAGGAGGAAGAGCGCGUGGCCCGCGAGGAGGAGCGUCGUCGUGCUCUGGCCGAGGAGAAGGCCAAGCGCGAAGAGGAGCGAGCCAAACUCGACGAGAUGGCUCAGAAGCAGAAGCAGCGCGAGGAAGAGGCCGAGGCCCGACGCAAUGCCCGCAAGACGGGUGGUGCUUACGUCCCCGAGCCUACUACCGAGCGUACCGCACCCCGUCUCAAUCUCGCUUCUCGUCCUGCUGCAGCAGCUGCUGCUGCUGCUGCUGGUGGUGGUGGUGGCUGGAGAGAGCGUAUGGCCGCCAAGGAGGCCAGUGGUGCUGCCCCCGAGCCUGCUCGGGAGGAGCCCGCUCCUCUCCGCAAGGGUGGCUACGUUCCUCCUCACAUGCGUGGCGCUGCCUCCUCUGGUUCCGCCCCGCCUGCUCGUGAGAACGGCCCCAGCGAGCGUUCCGACCGUUUCGAGCGUCCUGAGCGCUCCGAUCGCUUCGAGCGCCCCGAGCGUGCUGAGCGUACCGACCGCUUCGUCCCCCGUCACCUGCGUGACCCCUCCGCUGCCACCCCCGAGGCUCCCCCCGCUGCUAAGCCCGAGGAGUCCAAGCCCAGCGGUGGUAAGUGGGUUCCCCGCUGGAAGCAGCAGCAGUCGUAA